AUGAUGGCCCUGUCAGCGAGGUUCUCGACGAAUGAUUUCUUCCCGUCCGCCAUGUCCAAGGAUAAAGGCAAAGCGUUCGCCCGGAAAGCUAACGCCUUUUACGCGGAAGCUCUUCAGAGUGACGAGCAAGGUAGCGACGAAGGGAACGAAAUCUCCCUCGGUUUUCUCCAGGGUUGCAUCCUCCUGGCGUUCUACGAGCAGACAAACAGAAUCACGACCCAAAGCUGGCUCCUUAUCGGCACUUGCUGUCGACUCGCGAUCGACUUGGGACUCAACGAGAUGGAUAAGGACGUCAUCACUAGCAACGAAAUUGCAAUGCCCACAGCGCCGCCCGCUGAGGAGCAUCGGCAACCACAUCAGCACCAGUAUUUAGCGGCAGAAGACUCCUGGGUUCAGAAAGAGGAGAAGAGAAGAGCCUGGUGGCUGGUGUGGGAAUUGGACGUGUUCGCCGCCACCAUCCUGCGCAGACCACAUUCUAUCAACAAAGAUCAAAUGCACGUCUUGCUGCCUGUGUCGGACGCCUCGUGGUUCUCUGACACCCCCACGGAAUCGAUCUUUCUUCAGACCGACUUUCUGCACGAGUGGCAGACGUUGGAAAACUGUCCCAACGCGGAUGAAAGGGCCUGGUUCCUUGUCACGACCCUUCUCAUGGCUAGGGCGGCCGAUCUAGCCUCCCCAGAGAAUACCUUCACCUUACAGGACAUUGUCAACUUCGGGUCGGCUUUGAAUUGCUUCGCUCUGCUCCUCCCCCAGUGGUUUCAACUAGACUUUGUGCGCGCCCCGUUUGACGAAAGAAACUUUGCGGCCAACAACUGGGCGCUUCUCACCAUAUUCAUGCUUCACACAGCACGCGUUCUCGUCCGAAACGCACAAUAUAUAAAAUCCCAGAACGAACUGGAGAAUUCCGCCGUCGUGGCCGCGCUCCCUACCGGCCCGCACAACGACACUUAUCUCGUCUUCCGCGCCAUGGAGGCCUGGCCGCCCGAAUACAUCAUCUACGCCUGUCCGUUCGUCUCGUGCACCAUCAUCGGUCCGGCCUUUGACAAUAUCCGGGCUGCACUGCUGUUCGAGCCCGGAGGCCAUGGAACCUAUCUAUCCAUGUUGAAACUGAUUCUCAAGAAGAUUGGGACGUUCUGGGGUAUUGGGGAGAGCGCGCUGAUAGUUCUAUAUCCUUGA
Messenger RNA from Cladophialophora psammophila CBS 110553, 1176 nucleotides. RefSeq lists its product as uncharacterized. The transcript has 3 exons. Lineage: Eukaryota; Fungi; Ascomycota; Eurotiomycetes; Chaetothyriales; Herpotrichiellaceae. The record is from RefSeq and is a predicted model, not a curated record. Gene Ontology annotation, cellular component: nucleus. Gene Ontology annotation, biological process: DNA-templated transcription. Gene Ontology annotation, molecular function: zinc ion binding; DNA binding. Bases 1 to 1176 code for a protein of 391 amino acids.